Grus americana (Whooping crane) is the source of this 588-nucleotide messenger RNA. Its product is annotated as mesoderm posterior protein 1-like. Gene Ontology annotation, biological process: heart morphogenesis; regulation of transcription by RNA polymerase II; somite rostral/caudal axis specification. NCBI's taxonomy places the organism in Eukaryota, Metazoa, Chordata, Aves, Gruiformes, Gruidae. The record is from RefSeq and is a predicted model, not a curated record. The annotation marks the transcript as partial. Gene Ontology annotation, molecular function: RNA polymerase II cis-regulatory region sequence-specific DNA binding; protein dimerization activity; DNA-binding transcription factor activity, RNA polymerase II-specific. Gene Ontology annotation, cellular component: nucleus. The transcript has a single exon.
AUGGCCGGACCCCCAGCCCUGCUCCUGCCCCAGGUCCUCCAGCCCCCGGCGGGUCGUGCUCUGCUCCAGGACUGGGCUGGGGCCCUCGCCGAUGCUGUUUCCCCAACCCCUUCUGCAAAGCCCCCCAGAACAUCCCCGUGUCCCCCACGGGGCCGGCGGCCAGGGUCCGGGGGGCAGCAGGGCAGUAGGGGCGAGCCGGGGCGGUGCGGGGGGCCGGGGGGCCCGCGGCAGAGCGCCAGCGAGCGGGAGAAGCUGCGGAUGCGGCGGCUGGCGCAGGCUCUGCUGCGGCUGCGGCACUACCUGCCGCCCGCGCUGGCACCCGCGGGGCAGAGCCUGACCAAGAUCGAGACCCUGCGCCUCGCCAUCCGCUACAUCGCCCACCUCUCGGCCCUGCUGGGGCUCAGCGAGGAGGCGCUGGCCCGGCGGCGGGGGGCGGCCCCCCGGCACUGCCCCCUCUGCCCCCAGGGCCUGGGGUGCUGCCAGCCCCCGGAGCCCCGCCUGCGCCCGCCGCCCCCGCGGGAUGCUUCGCCCCCUGGCACUGUGGGCUGGGGGUCACCUCCCGUGGCGGGGACCCCCCCGGAGCUGCAC